AUGUCAAAGCUAGAGACAUUAAAUCUGCAGUUUAAUUCUCUACAAGGAGCAAUACCAAUGGAGAUUGGGAAAUUAAAAAAGUUGAAGCAAAUUGUCCUUGACUUUAAUCAGCUUUCUAGUUUUCUGCCACUGGGGCUGUUCAAUAUUUCCUCACUGGAAGCUGUUGCUCUUCGAAGUAAUAGCUUAUCUGGCAGUCUUCCAUCCAGCAUAUGUCCCCGUCUUCGAGGACUCACAUUGCUUGACCUUUCCCUCAACAAAUUAAGUGGUGUGAUACCACCAUCGUUAUCGGAGUGUUCGAAGCUUCAGGUACUGAGGUUGGGCGGCAACAAUUUGAGUGGAGUGAUACCGGAAGGAUUUGGGAACUUGACGGCGCUCAAGCGACUACAUCUUGGCUGGAACAAUUUGAUUGGAGUGAUACCGGUAGGAUUUGGGAACUUGACGGCGCUAGUGGAACUAUGUCUUGGGGACAACAAUUUGAUUGGAGUGAUACCGGAAGGAUUUGGGAACUUGACGGCGCUGGUGGAACUAUGUCUUGGGGGCAGCAAUUUGAUUGGUAGUAUUCCGCACGAGCUUGGCCGCCUAAAGCAUCUUGAAAAACUUGCUUUGGGCUCCAAUAGCCUAACUGGAUCCAUACCAGCCCAAAUAUUCAACAUUUCGACACUGCGAGAACUGGACUUAUCGAACAAUACACUUUCUGGAAGGCUUCCGUCAUCCACGGGUUAUGGAUUGAUCAACCUUGAAGUGCUUGCUCUCUUUUCAAAUGAGUUUGAUGGAGUAAUACCAGCCUCAAUCUCAAAUGCGUCUAAGCUUACUCAUUUAGACUUGGGUGGAAAUAGAUUCAGCGGUCCAGUUCCAAACUCUCUUGGAAACCUAAGACUUCUAAGAGAUUUGGAUCUCGUUGAUAAUCAUUUGACAACUGAACCUUCAUCGAGAGAAUUGAGCUUUAUCAGUUACUUAACAAAUUGCAAGUAUCUCAAAAUAUUAGGUUUUGCUGAAAAUCCGUUGCACGGUUUUUUUCCGAUGUCAGUUGGGAAUCUCUCAACUUCUAUGGAGAGAUUCUACGCAUAUGGUUGCGGAAUCAAGGGAAGCAUUCCCGAUGGAAUUGGGAAUUUUAGCAGCCUAAUCAUUUUGAAUCUAUAUGGAAAUCACCUGAGGGGGCCCGUUCCGGUGACAAUGAAAUACUUGCAAAAUCUUCAAGCAUUGUUUUUGGAUGAUAAUCAACUAGCAGAAAUAUACCGUGCUUGCGCACGGUGA
This is a messenger RNA of Coffea eugenioides, 1254 nucleotides long. Its product is annotated as LRR receptor-like serine/threonine-protein kinase ERECTA. Bases 1 to 1254 code for a protein of 417 amino acids. The transcript is spliced from 2 exons. Gene Ontology annotation, molecular function: protein binding. NCBI's taxonomy places the organism in Eukaryota, Viridiplantae, Streptophyta, Magnoliopsida, Gentianales, Rubiaceae. The record is from RefSeq and is a predicted model, not a curated record.